Balaenoptera acutorostrata (minke whale) is the source of this 1147-nucleotide messenger RNA. RefSeq names its product protein phosphatase 1 regulatory subunit 35 (gene PPP1R35). The transcript has 4 exons. The record is from RefSeq and is a predicted model, not a curated record. The coding region runs from base 6 to 1070 and encodes 354 amino acids. NCBI's taxonomy places the organism in Eukaryota, Metazoa, Chordata, Mammalia, Artiodactyla, Balaenopteridae. Gene Ontology annotation, molecular function: phosphatase binding. Gene Ontology annotation, biological process: negative regulation of phosphatase activity.
UCCUAAUGAGGACCCGUAGAGCUUCCAAGGGCUUCAGCUCUAAAACCCAGGCCUGGGGGCGGGGCGAGGCUUUGUGGGCGGAAGCCUGCCGGGAGGCGGGGACCGGGGCAACGGAAGUGACGCUUAGGCGCACCAAUAGGGCGGGGCGGGCGCUAACGGUUUUCGGUAGCCCGGUCUUAGAGGGGCGGGGGAGAGGAGGUGGCGAGUCCGUGUCCCGUGACCCUUGGCCCCUAGCGACCCCGCACCCCUGCAGACACCCCAAGAUGAUGGGCUGUGAGGAGUCAGAGCUGGAGUCGGUGGAAGGGGGAGAGGCCGUGGCUGACCCAGGGCCACCCCCAGAACCCCGAGCUCCCGAGCCCGGAGCCCCAGUACCGGAGCCCGGCCUGGACCUGAGCCUGAGCCUGAGCCCUCUGUCCGAGAGCCCCGGGCGCGGGCGGUCCAACUGCAGCCCGGGACGGCGGAAGGGGCGGGCGGACCGGCGGGGCGGGGCCCGCAAGGGGCGACAGGUCCGCUUCCGCCUGGCGCCGCCCUCCCCGGUACGGUCCGAGCCGCCGCCGGCCGCCGCCGCACCGAGCGAGAAGCCCGCGGCGCCGCAGGACCUGGGGACGCCCGCGCAGCAGAGUAGCCUGGCCCUGAGCUUCGAGCUGCAGGCCGCGCGGGCCGCAGCCGGGGGCCAGUUCGAUGCCGCGAAGGCCGUGGAAGAACAGCUGAGAAAGUCGUUCCAGACCCGCUGCAGCCUGGAAGAGAGCGUGGCCGAGGGGCUGAACGUGCCGCGCUCCAAGCGGCUCUUCCGAGACCUGGUGAGCCUGCAGGUGCCCGAGGAACAGGUUCUGAACGCCGCGCUGAGGGAGAAACUGGCGCUCCUGCCGCCGCAGGCCCGAGCCCCGCCUCCAAAGGAGCCACCUGGGCCAGGGCCAGACAUGACCAUUUUGUGUGAUCCAGAAACAUUAUUUUAUGAAUCUCCACACCUGACCCUGGAAGGUCUGCCCCCUCUCCGGCUUCAACUCCGGCCCCGCCCUUCAGAGGAUACCUUCCUUAUGCAUCGGACACUGAGGCGAUGGGAAGCGUAGACUUGGAGGCUCCCUGGAUUGCUAGUUCGUAUUUUUUUGUUUUUAAACUAUGAGAAUAAAGUGGUUUUGCUAACAAA